AUGUUAAAUUCCACAACAUAGCUUGCAAAUCAAUUACCAGUAUUUAAAAGUUAAAACUACUCAGAAUUGAAGGAUUAUUAAGAUUUCUUAAAAUUAAUAUAGAAAUUUCACAUUUAAAAAUUCAUGUUAAAAAGUAAAGAAUAAUUAUAUCACUAUUUAACAAAUUAGUGUUAAAUUUAAAAUGAUAAUUCUUAAUCAGAUUCAAAUUCUAGUAAUGAAAAUUAAGGAUCAGGAUAAUAAACAGAAGAUUUGUCUAGAAAUAAAAUAAAAAAUAAAUCUGAUAAAAUAUAAGCAAAACAAUAAGAUAUUCUUGAUAAAUAAUAUCCACAAAUAUAAAAUGAAGAUAUUAAUUAUAAAAUUCAAUCUAUUGAAAUUAAAAAAAAUGAUUAUUAAAAAAAGGAACAUGGAGGAAGAAAAGUAAAAGAAAAUACAAAAAAUAAUGAGAUAUUAGAGAAACUUAAAUCUAUUCCUUUAAUUUAAGACUUUGAUGAUGAAGAUAUUAGAUAAAUGGUAAAUGAUUUUUAAUAGGAAGAUAAAAAAUAAUCAAAGUAAAAUAAGAAUUCAUAAACAUUUAAAGAUACUAUAUAAAGAGAUGAUUAUUAAUAUAAAUGGCCAUAAUGUAGAAUAAGAAUAUUAUAAGCUUUAACAAUACUUAUUGAAAAAAAAGUUGCAGUCCCAAAAAUUCUAUAAGAUUUUAAAAUCUUAUAAAAGACUUACAUUUAUUCUCUAUAUUUAAAAGAUUGUGAUGAUUUAGCUAAUUAAUUAUGGUAAAAAGUAGGAGAGAAUACAAGUGCUGAUGAUUAAAUAAAAAAUUAUAGAACCAAUUAUAAUACAGACUAAUUAGAAUUAAUUUUAGAGAUGAUAAAACUUGUUUAUGAGAAAAGAGAUUAACAUCGAGAAUAAAUAAUAGCAACAUGUUCAGGAAUUAUAUUUUAAAAGAAAUUAAGAUAAUUAAAAGAUAAGGUAACUGCUAAAGCAAAAUGUGCAGAUAAGAAAUGUGAAUUAAUAAUUGCCUAUUUAGAAAGAAUUAAUAAUUAUGUAUUGACUGGACCUAUAAUUAAUAAAUAUCAAUAUGGUGGUUGUAGUGAAGCUUAAUUAUUGCAUCAAAAAAUAAUUAAGAAAGCAGCUAAGACUCUAUUAUACUCUGCCGUUUAACUUGAUGUUCCAAUUCCUGAAGUACUACAGUACUUAUCUCUUAGGAAAAGCAGAUAUAAUGUAUAAGAUAGACCAGAAGAAUAAGGAAUAUAUAUAUUACCAAGUGUAGAAUUAGUGAAAUUGAUUGUUGAUAAGUAAGGCAUGGAAACUAUUGCUUAAUAAUUAAAGAUGAAUGAUUUUGACUAUUUAGAUUUUAAAGGUCUUGAUUAAUUAAAUUUUGAACAUUCAAAUAAGAAUAUAGAGGAUAGAGAUGAAACAGUAUUAUAUUCAGUACUUCAAUUAGUAUUAGAUAGAAUUGAUGAAUUGGAUCAAUUAAGUUUUGUUAUUAAUGAUAGAAAAUUUAAGGCAUUAUAAUAAAAACUUAAUGAAUUAUAUAAAGAUGAUGUUUUUGGAGAACCGAAUCAAUAAUAAGAUAUCCCUUAAUUUGUAGGAAGUGUUAUGAAUAAAGUAGAAUCCUAUAUUAAAUCAUCUAAGUCAUAAGAGAGAGUUAAGACAAAAUUAUGUUGUAUUAAAACUAAAUUUUUUGAUUCAGAAAUCAUAGUAAAAUAAAAUAAUGAAAAUUUAACAAUAGAAUAAAUAGAAUUUUGUAAACAAUUAUUCAUUUUGUUUUUAUCAGAAAUAUCUAGUAAAGACAUAGCAUUUCCUGAUAUUUUGAGAUAUUUUAAGUUUGUUGAUGGUAAAUUAUUCUUUGAUUUUAAUUAAAAAUUGAUAGGAAUUAUGUUAUUAUGUAAAGCUAUAAGAUAAUAUUUCAUUUCAUGUAUGGAAAUGGAUAGUGAAUUUGAUAAAUAAAUCACUGAAGAUAAUAAAAUUAUCAUUAAUUCAAUUCCAUUAUUGAAAUUAAUAAUAAAAGAAGAGUAUUUGCCAGAUUUAUCUGAAAUAUUCAAAAAAUAGAUUUUAAUUUUAUCCCAACAUAAAGAAGAUUUAAUUGUAGAAAUAAGAGAGCUAUUUAAAUAUUAACCUAUUUGUGAUAUGAUAAAAUAACAAGAUUUAGAAGAUGAAUAUGAGGAUACAAUUUUAGAUCUAAAAUGCUUAUACAAAUUUAUUUUUGAAGAAAAUUCAGAUUAAGAUUAAGAUUGA
This is a messenger RNA of Paramecium pentaurelia, 2232 nucleotides long. The record is from the annotation of a GenBank genome assembly. Lineage: Eukaryota; Ciliophora; Oligohymenophorea; Peniculida; Parameciidae.